Messenger RNA from Anopheles stephensi (Asian malaria mosquito), 1087 nucleotides. RefSeq names its product cuticle protein-like. The coding region runs from base 1 to 897 and encodes 298 amino acids. The record is from RefSeq and is a predicted model, not a curated record. Gene Ontology annotation, cellular component: extracellular matrix. NCBI's taxonomy places the organism in Eukaryota, Metazoa, Arthropoda, Insecta, Diptera, Culicidae. The transcript has 4 exons.
AUGUUCAAGAUCCUCGCCCUGAUCGCUUGUCUGGCCAUCGUUGCCUCAGCCCAGUACCAUGGUGAACCUGAGCACAAGGAACAUCAUGCUUACCCGAAGUACAAGUUCGAGUAUGGAGUGAAGGACCCGCACACCGGAGACCACAAGACCCAGUGGGAAGUGCGUGAUGGAGAUGUCGUCAAGGGAGCAUACACUCUGCAUGAGGCCGAUGGAACCGAGCGUGUGGUCGAGUACAAGUCGGACGGUCACAACGGAUUCGAGGCUGACGUGAAGAAGGUCGGUCAUGCUCAUCACCCCGAAAAGUACUCCAGCCACCCCGUCCACGUUCCAGUGCAUAAGCCUGUGCAUGUCCCAGCUCCAGUCCAUGUUCCGGAGCAGCACGUCCAUCAUGGAUACUCCGGUGCCAGCUACGUCAACGUUGACAAGGAUCGUGGAGUCGUCAGCCGGCGUAUAAAUAGGCAGGCGCGUGCUACGGUAAGGUAUCAGUUUCACAUUAGCCUUCUCAUCGUCAACAUUCAAACCAGCCAAUUAGCAGCAAAAAUGUUCAAAAUCUUCGCUCUCGUCGCCUGUCUGGCCGUGGUUGCUUCCGCCCAAUACUAUGGAGGAGAGCACGGACUCAGCGGAUACGCUCAUCAUCACGAGGAGCCCAAAGACUACUACGCCUACCCGAAGUACAAGUUCGAGUAUGGAGUGAAGGACCCGCACACCGGUGACCACAAGAGCCAGUGGGAAGUGCGUGACGGUGAUGUCGUCAAGGGACAGUACUCGCUGCACGAAGCCGACGGUACCGAGCGCGUGGUCGAGUACAAGUCGGACAAGCACAGCGGUUUCGAAGCCGUCGUCAAGAAGGUCGGCCAUGCCCAUCACCCGCAGGUGUACGGUGGACAUCACUACUAGGAUCACCACUGUGUUGUCAUACUCCUUCGUGUGAAGGAGGAUUAGUCCAAUGUUCUAUCCGCUGCAACUGGUCUACGUUAGAGCUGGAAGCAUUUUUUUCCUAAACCCCCGAAUGUGAUAUCUUCUACUGAGCGCUAUGCGAACCUCAACAAGCUGAACGACACUCAGAAAUAUACAAUUGAAAACAUUU